Molecule: messenger RNA, 1146 nt
Organism: Gymnogyps californianus (California condor)
Lineage: Eukaryota; Metazoa; Chordata; Aves; Accipitriformes; Cathartidae
Product: C-C chemokine receptor type 2-like
Exons: 2
Coding region: 76-1146 (356 amino acids)
Biological process (GO): immune response; G protein-coupled receptor signaling pathway; positive regulation of monocyte chemotaxis
Cellular component (GO): membrane; cytoplasm
Molecular function (GO): C-C chemokine receptor activity
Source: RefSeq, a predicted model, not a curated record
UUUUAACCCAGACCAACACUGCCGACUCGCUGCUCCGCAACACGCAGGACAACAGGUCCACCAGACCGACACACCAUGGAAAACCAUACCAUAGACUCAGCCGACUGGCCACUGACAACAGAAUUCGACUACAGCGAUUCAGCCCCAUGCAUGGGAACUGAGGAAAAGCACUUUGCAGCAAAACUUUUGCCACCGCUUUAUUCUUUGGUGGUGAUAUUUGGCCUCAUAGGCAACAUGCUUGUUGUCCUUAUUCUGGUUAAAUACAAGAGAUUGAAGAGUAUGACUGACAUCUACCUGCUCAAUUUGGCAAUUUCAGAUUUGCUGUUUGUAUUUUCUCUCCCUUUUUGGGCUUAUUAUGCUGUUCACGACUGGAUUUUUGGGGAGGCACUGUGUAGAAUUCUCUCAGGUGUCUACCUCCUUGGCUUCUACAGUGGCAUCUUUUUCAUAAUCCUGUUGACCCUAGACAGGUAUCUGGCCAUAGUGCAUGCAGUGUUUGCUUUGAAAGCUAGGACAGUUACCUACGGCAUCCUCACCAGCACUGUCACUUGGGCUGUUGCUAUGCUUGCUUCUGUUCCUGGGAUAGUAUUUCACAAAACUCAAAAGGAAAAUUCACGUUAUACUUGCAGUGCUCAUUAUUCAAGCGAUGCCGCAAUAAAUUGGAAGUACUUCUAUACUUUAAAGAUGAACAUUCUGGGACUUAUUGUUCCAAUGCUUAUUAUGAUUUUCAGUUACUCACAAAUUCUAAAAACAUUAUUGAGAUGUAAGAAUGAGAAAAAACAGAAGGCAGUCAGACUUAUUUUUGUGAUCAUGAUUUUUUACUUCAUCUUCUGGACACCGUUCCAUAUUUCUUCUUUUUUGCAUACAUUUCAAAGUUCACUUUUCGUCCCAAAUUGUGAAAUCAAAGGUCAACUGGAGAAAGCAAUCCAAGUGACAGAAACAAUAUCAAUGAUCCACUGUUGUAUCAAUCCUGUGAUCUAUGCAUUUGUUGGAGAAAAAUUUAGGAAAUAUCUUUAUGCCUUUUUCCGAAAGCAUGUUGCAGCCCACCUCUGCAAGAAAUGUCCAACUCUUUAUCAUGAAAAAUUAGAAAGAAUUAGUUCCACAUUCACACCAUCCACUGCAGAGCAUGACAUCUCUACUGGACUGUAA